Messenger RNA from Menidia menidia (Atlantic silverside), 3017 nucleotides. Lineage: Eukaryota; Metazoa; Chordata; Actinopteri; Atheriniformes; Atherinopsidae. The record is from the annotation of a GenBank genome assembly.
GACAGUCUCAAAAGCAGAGCUGGUAGUGAUCCGCCAGACGACAGAAGAAAAAUUACGAGGAAAAAACCAGGAAGCAUCAGCAGACACUAACCUUAUUUCACCAUUUAGAUGUUGUUUUUGCUUGUCGUUCCGUUUUAAGAUUCAUUCUUUCUGGCUUCGCACGACUUCUGGCUACGCGACGACAUUCAGGAUUCCAAACCAGGACCAGGAGGAUGUAGCAGAGGAUUUUUAAAAAGACUUUCCCUCCAAUGUUGGGGCGUCCAGCGGAUAGCUUACCUUUUGUUAGUGGGAAGAAAACAAUGGAGAUUUGGACCCUCUCGGCGGAUCGUUUUCACCCGGGACCGCGGCGGCUGUCGCGGCUUAAAGGGAUCCAGAUGUGAGCGGCCCGGCCCUCCGGAGAAAGGCCGGGGCCGGGUUCCUCUGUUCGGGGAAGUGGAACGGGCGGGGAGACAUGGAGGAAAUGAUCACCCUCAGCUCGGACGACUCUGAUGUGGAGAUCGUGGGCUCCUACAGCGAGUUCACCUCGAAGGCUGACCCGCUGCCUCUGUCCGACGUCCGGGUGGACAUCGAGGCCGUCAACGUCAACAUCCCGCCGCAUUUUAUUGACCUCACAGAUCCAAGAUGGACUUUCCCGGACCUCAAGCUGCGUAAAACACAACAUUCCACCAGCACAUCAGUAAUAGAUUUGACGGAAAACGAUUCAAAAGAGACAGAACUAAAGACAGAGAAUUUGUCACCAGCUGAUGACAUUCAUUUAGAAAAAUACUGUACGGAUAUAAAAAACAUUUCGAUUAAGCAAGAUUCGACCCCACCAGAAAUCUCUGUGAAGGACUCCAGUGAUAAAGCUCCACAGCAGGACUGUGGCGCCCCAGAUUCGAAAAGACAUUUGAAUUCUGAUGCACAACUCAAGGAGCCGAACCUGAAAGAACCUUCUUAUUUUUGUCACGACACAACAGCUGUGAAGCUUACACGGUUACCGUUUCUAGAAACUCAUGUCAGGGAGCUGAAGAACUCAGGGCGCUCCAUCCAUUUAACCAAACAGUCACUGUGCUUUAUACACCCUGAAAAUGAAAAGGAACCACAGGAAUGUGAUGUUAAUUUAAGGGCAACUGCUGCACUAAAUGUUUCUGAAUCUUCAACUGAAGGUCCCCCACAGGAGGAGAAAUCCACAACCGACCGACAAGAAAGCAGAAAAAAUAUUUCAAAUGCACAGUGCCAAGAUGAAUCUCACCACUGUCAAACUCCUGUAGACCCUCUUACCUCAGAGGAAGAAAGCUCUGAGGCAAACUCAGUAAAGAAAAGCACUAAUGAAAGUCAGCCAGACGGCUUUCCCUCAGCCGACCACCUUAAAGCUCAGAGUGAAUCUCUCUACUCCAAACUGACGAACUUGGAGCUGGACCAAACGGAAUCGAAACAAAGCUGCCCUUCCCUCCACUCUCCUAAAUCCUCCAGUGCCCACGCUAACACGCCUGAGUGGGAUAUGGAGACAGAGACUUACAGGGAGGACAUAGAAAUGGACAGUCCAUCGUCUCUGCUUUGGCAAGGAGAAAGUGAUGGAGAGGAGCUGAACGACAGGAGCCGACCAGGCAUGGACUACAGAGCCGUCAGUAGGGAGGACAGACAAUACGUGUCCCCGGCUGCUCUCAAUAAAGUACUGUCUGGCCAAGCUCAAGCCCUGAUCAAUGAAGGCAAUGGGAGUUUUGGGACUGCAGAGGUGCUGUGCCGUCAAAGCCUGAGCCUGGUUUACAGCACCAUAGAGGAGAACUAUCCAGAAGGCACUUUGCAGUUGUUGUCUGACCUGCUACAGCCCGGUUACUAUCCACCCAAGGAUAUCAUGUCACACCUACUCCGUGGCAUUCUGCUUGACCCGCUUAGUCCCUAUCAUCUCAGUGUGCAGGCCUUUAACCUACUGAUGAGGACUCAGAGACACCACAUGGUUGGGAAACGCACAAUUCCGUGGGAUUGGGACUUACUGACCUCAGUUUUGUCAGAUCAGGACUCCACAAAAAAGCCUCGGUGUGAGAUUGUGCGCAUGUUCCUGGAAUACACCGUGCAAACUUUGGAAGAUGACUUCUGGGCAAAAUGUUCUUCAUCUGGUCCUCACCACUCCAUUGCAAAGGCAAUGCUGUCCUGUGAUCAGCAGUUUACUCGGGUCAGGGACAUCAUCAAAUGGCUAUUUACUGCUAUUAUGAAAUCAACAGAACAUGAAAAGAGUAAAGAAACCACCAGAGAGAAAGAUGAGCACAUAAGAAUAGUAGCUAUCUUCCAAAGGAUGCUGUCCAUUGCUCUUGAGGUGGACCAUUCUCCUACCUUACACUCAACCAAGCUGUCCCAGGAACUCUUCCAUACACUUCUGAGCCACGCGCCUCUGCGAGCACACAGGUUGUUACUGUUGGAAAGCCUAGAGAGCAAGCUGCUGAGAUGUAAGCUGUUGGAACAUCUGCUGGACUAUGCCUGCCCACAGAAAGUCACUCUGCCCAUGUCACUCAGCCUGCUGCUACACUUCCUGAAGAGCUGCACAUUGGAACCAGACCCUACGGAUGGCACUGAAAGGUGGCAGAGGUGGGAGGAGUUGAUCCAUCUUCUCUGGAUGCUACUACUCAGCUACAACAAAGCUAUGAAAGGCUAUCUGCGCAGCUCCAGCGGUGAACAAAGAAGCAGAGCGGGGACCUCAGUCUACAGACCAGAAGACACGAUAUCAAAGCCUGCUGUUCGAGAGGCGGUGGAGGCCUUCCUGUCCAGAUCCCGCGCUGACCUUGGCGGAGCCUUACCUCUUCAUGUGGAAGAGUCCCUGACGUAUCUGCAGGACCACCUCCUAGAUGUCUGUCAGUGUUGAAUUAGUGACUGUUUCAGUUCUGUCCUUUUUAUUUUGUCUUAAAGCAUUGUAAUUUAUAUUUCAUUAUUUUGUCUGUACUAAUUUGUAAAAUUAUUUUUUUAAAGGCAGAGCCUUGAUAAGUCUGAUGACCCCAAAAUAUAUUUUAUGUGUUUUGAUACAAUAAAUGUCACUUUGCAGUACA